Striga asiatica is the source of this 696-nucleotide messenger RNA. Lineage: Eukaryota; Viridiplantae; Streptophyta; Magnoliopsida; Lamiales; Orobanchaceae. The record is from the annotation of a GenBank genome assembly.
AUGGCUCCCCAGGACCUUGAUGCUGCCCUUCAAAUUGUCCGCUACAAACUGAUAACUCAGAUUGCAAAGUCAAGAAAAGAAUGCACAAAUUCAUGUUGCAAUAUAAUAAACUCAAUUUUGGAAUCGAGCGAAACUAGUCGACAAGAAAGCUUGGGCCAGGGUCCCACUUCCCACAACUCAGCAGUUGAAGCCCUCCCUCAGGUCGGUUCAAACACUGUGAGCUCUGCAAAUGUGGAUAAGAAUUUGUUGUUAAGAGUUGUGAACAACAAUGUGUACAUUUUUUCGUGCAAGGGAAAUCUCACUCUACUGAUACUGAAAAUGACAGAAAGGAAGAAACAGAGCUCAAACGCGCAAUGUGAAAUAAAUGAAUGUACCACCUCUCUGGGAUGGCAUUAUUGUCAGUGUCACCACAAGGCAACAAAGGACAACAACAAUGUGUUGUUUGGUGACUUGUUGGCACUUUGGACAGUGCCUAGAACACAAAGGUUUAUGCCGAGCCGUCCAAUUCAAUUUUACCCAAAAUUCCAUCGCUGCCAUCAAGGUGGAGGAGACGAAGAGAAUCGCCUAGGGCGGUGGGUAGAUGCCGACCGACGUGUGGCUGUCACAAAAGAUCCACCUGACGACCGGCGAUCAGAAGCGACGAUUGACUCGUUAUUGCCGCAAAAGAUCCAAUCGGCGACAGUGAGCGGAAUCUAG